GAGAGGUAAAUAGCCUUAAAUCGGAAGGGAGCUGCUUCUCUGUGGUCUUCCACAAGAGCUGCCUGGGCUCUGCUGGCUCAGUAAUAACUGAGUGACCUUUUCUUUUGCUGUAUUAUGUCUGGCUGGUAAGGGAUUGCAUUUUGCAGCUGAUAAAGCCCUGACUUCAUUCAACUCGGCUCCUCACACGCUGCUUUAGGUAAGUUGUCUUCAGCCAGGACGGAGACAGACAGCCUUGGACUGCAAGAUACUAAAAGGAGGACACCUGUAGCUCGGAUGCGGUCAACACAAUUACUUGGCGGAUCCUUGAGGACCUCAUUAUUUUAAACUUAAAGAAUAGCGAUCUCCCUCCCCAUCUCUCCCACCCCCUCUUUAUUUUUUUCCCCAAACAAUGCUUCUUUUUGACCUUUUCCAAGGAGAAGAGCUACAAAGCAGCCACUGUGCUUAUUGAACUGCCUCCCCUGUAUCGCUUAAUUGAGAAGAUCUGCCACAGACUGUGGAGCCCAGCGCAGGUCACUGGAUCUCAUCCUCCCCCUUGGGAAUGAGAGACAGAUCUUGGGAAUCUCUAUGUGGUAUACAAAUGCUCUCAGUCCAGCCAGACACCAAGCCGAAAGGUUGUGCUGGCUGCAACCGUAAGAUUAAAGACCGAUAUCUUCUAAAGGCCCUGGACAAAUAUUGGCAUGAGGACUGCCUGAAAUGUGCCUGCUGUGACUGUCGCCUGGGGGAGGUGGGCUCUACCUUGUACACCAAAGCCAACCUUAUCCUUUGUCGCAGAGACUAUCUGAGGUUAUUUGGUGUUACAGGAAACUGUGCUGCCUGCAGCAAACUCAUACCUGCUUUUGAGAUGGUGAUGAGAGCAAAGGACAAUGUUUAUCACCUGGACUGUUUUGCAUGUCAGCUUUGUAAUCAGAGAUUUUGCGUUGGAGACAAAUUUUUCCUGAAGAACAACAUGAUUCUGUGCCAGACAGACUAUGAGGAGGGUUUAAUGAAAGAAGGUUAUGCACCCCAGGUUCGCUGAUCGGAUGCCGCAUCAUUAAGAAUAAAAAGCACUAUGUUCUUUUAUCUUUUUUGCUCAACAUGUAUAUAAGAAAUGACACAGGAACCUACUGAAUAGCAUAGAUAUAGGGAGACAGAAUGGUUGCGUGAAAUAAAAGGCGGACUGCAUCUGUAUGUAGUGAAAAUUGCUCCAGUUCAGAGUUGAAUGUUAAUUAAAAAGGUACUGUAUAUACAGCUGGAUUCUUUUUGCUUGCUCUUGGGAUUUUCAGUUUGUUUGGGGUUUUUUUGUUUCUUUUUGUGUCAUUUGGCAUGAGAUGUUUAUUUUGGACUAUUGUACAUAAUGUAUUGUAAUAUUUGAAGCACAAAUGUAAUACAGUUUUAUUGUGUUACCAUUUGUGUUCCUGUUUGCUUCUUUGUAUUGUUGCAUUUAGUACAAUCAGUGUCUAAACUUACUGUAUAUUUAUGCUUUCUGUAUCUACCAGCUAUUUUAAAUGAGCUGUAUCUUUCUAGUAAAAAGCAUUAAAGAGCAAAUCCCAACCAUUAUGCUACACUUAGAGCUUAAGAAUACUGUUUACAUUAAAACUAUUUAGAAAACUAAUAACUAGCAGCACCUGCUGCUAAUGAUGCUAUGGUUAAGGGUCUAUCAGCACUUCUCUUAUAAGCCUCUAUUUUUCAGGGGUUAAGCAUCUGCUGUUUAAUUGCAUGGAUUUUCCUCAAAGAGCACUUUUAUUUUACUACAAAAUUUCGAAAAGCAAAUCUGACUGGUUUGAGCUAUAUUAUAAAAGGUGCAAAAGUUAAUGAUUUUGGGUGCUGCUUUUGUGCCCCUUAGGCAUUCCAAAUGCCUGGAUUUGAUUUUUAAUUUAGCUGGAAAUUAAGCCCUAAUGCAAACCAGUGCCUCUGGGUAUCUUAUUUUAUAUAUAUAUAUAUACAUAUAUAUAUAAAAAUAUAUAUGUUAUUUUUCUGAAAUCAUUAAUUUGGGGAGGGGGAGGAAAGGGAGAAGAUUUUUCUUUAUAUGCAUUUUAAAAGAGUCUUAAAAUUUGAAGGGUUUCUUUCUCCCUCAUCUCCUUCUCUCUCAUUCCCUUUUUUUCUUUUCAUUUUUUUUUUAAUUUAUUUUUUUUUUAAUCAGGGCUUAACCCUAAUAUGUUUUCUGGGGCUGCGUCCUCAACAAACCCUGGAAAAAAAAAAUAAAAAAGUGAAAGUAGAAGGCACUGUAAACAGCCCCCUCUGAGGGUCUAUUUACAUUAAGGAAACGACCCUGAGCUGACACUGGGAGAGUGGCUGGUUGCUAAUUACCCACCUCGGUGAACGCUGAAGGUAAUUUAAAUGCUGAUGUGGAUGGGACAAAACUUUGCAAUAGCAAGCGAGAGCUACCACACUCCACUGCACAGGUACCUUGCUGUCCAUGCCAACAUCCUACAGGUUUGUCCCAUCAAUACUGGCAAUUAAAAUCCUUUUGACAGAGGUGGAAUCGCUGCUGACAGCUCCUGUUGGCAAUCAGUUCGUUUUCUAGGAGAGGUGGACCUCUGUUUUUAAAGCCAUGAAGCUAUUGCAUCAGCAGGACGUCCCUAAGUGCUCACGCCCCUGACAGAGCUUACAGGUGUUUGGCAAAGGAAAGCAGGAUGAAUGUUUAAAAAGUUGUUCAAUGCAUAUUUAUGUCUUGUCUGUUUGCCACUGUAAUCUAGCUCACUGGGAAAACAACCUGUAUUAAAAACAAACAAACAACAAAACAGUAUUAAGAAGGAGAAAAAAAAAAAAAAGCCAACAAGAAACCUACUGUACCCUGUGUUGUUACGAAGCUAAGCUCUUGUUUUUAUUUCGAGUAUGAACCCAUGACUCUGCUCAAGCUGACUGCUGUCCUUCCCUGCUCUUCCUGUCCUGUUGCAGUUUCAGCAUGUUUUUGCUGGGGAUGGUCAAAGAAACUUUGUAAUGCAGUGGGGAAAUUCCUUAAGUGUAUGGUAAGAGCACACUGCACAGUGGCUUGACUUAGAAAUAGAUAUUUAGUUUUAAUGACUGUUGUUACGGUGUGGUUUUUUUUUUUCUGGCUGUGAACCCUUUUGAAAAUAAGCAUGGCUCACAAAACUUGACUCUGACUCAUACAGGACCAGAAAGAAAUGCAACAACUCCUCAGGCUGUUCUUGUUAAUUAGAAGAAAUAGCUCCACAUAGUUUUUCAAAUUAAAUUUAGCCCUCUUUUGUGGACUAUCUUCCUUCCUAACCUUGAGCACAAGUGUCUCUUGCACUCCCUUCCCCAGUCCCUUAAUGUCUUUGGGAUAACGAAGCAGUUGGUGUCAGAGGUACUAUUAGGCUCUUACAGACCUACUUCAGUGCAAUAAACAAGCUGUCCUUUCCAUGAAGGUCAGCAUGGACAUAAAGGGAAGGAUCAUAUUAUCUUGUUUUGAGCCCAAUUUCAAUUUUCUCCUCCAGCCCCUCUCGGGUCUUUCCAUUAGAAAUCGGGAAGAUCGCUCUUCUGCUUUCCAGUAUUAGGCUGCAGAACGGAUAGAAAUCCCUGGCUCAGAAAUAAGACAGAAAGGGCCUUGACUCUGUCUUUGACUCCCUGUGAGCUUGGGCAAGUCACUCAGCUUCUCUGUGCCUCAGUUGUACCUGUCUGUCCAAUGGGGCUAAUGGAUACAGUGCUUUUGUAAAGCAUUUUUGGCUCUUCAGAAAACCAAGAGCCAUGUGAAUGUUACAAGCAGGGUUGGGACAGCCUGGGAGGAGCAGAGCAUUCCCAGGAGCUAACCACAGAUCUGAGGCAGGAAAGCACCAACACCAGCUCAGCCUGAGGAAGGCUUGGCUGGGGAUGAUGGCACCUAAACAUUAAUAGUGCUCUAAAUGCUCCAGGAAUCUCUCAGUCCCACAAAGUGGCACUGCUCAGCUCUUUAUGGAGCAAACAAAGAGAGGGAAAUGGGAAAAGAGUGGCUCAUUACUACAUGCUACAUUGCUCAUAUGUGCAUUUUGUGACCUAGGCUCAAAAUGUGGAAGAGGAAGGUGGUCCUACUAGGGAGGGGAAAAAAAAUAGUCUCACCAUUCUAUCAAUUUUAAUUGAUGCAAGGAUAAAGAAAUAUGGAUAUGUUUGCAGUGCACAAUGGUAUGGCAUUGCUUUGAGCACUUUAUGCUCAUCUAUCUUAUUCACAUACACAUUUGUAUGUAGAGGAUACAGAAUAAAUUUAGAUUUGACGUAGGGCAAAGAUCAAUUACACAUUUUCCUGUAUUUCAAACUUCCUUCUUGCCUGGCUGUUAAAAUAAUGGCUGAGAGUUGAAAUAUUUAAUGGAAACAUUUACAACUCCAAUAAAGUAUAUCAUCAUAAGUCAAUACUGGAGAGAGAUUAUCUGCCAGGCCACUUUAGUGAUCAUUUUGACCGAGGUCUAGACCAUUCCUUUGGGUUGCUUUUUGUUAUCUGCCUUGGUUCUCCUUCUCCAUCACUGUGUGUGUCAUCUUGCUGUCUGCAUCCAGCAAACCACUCUGACAGUGACCCUUAUUCAGUGCAUUUGCCAGGCAGGAAUGCUUCCACUUGUGCCUCCCAUCUUCAUCUGCACACAUCAUGAAGUUUAGCCAGACAAAAAUAAUAAUAUAAAUAUUUUUUUUUUAAAUCUACUACAAUCUACUUGGAUGUCUGCUUUUGAGUGGCAAACUAAAAAUUAUCAAGCCUUGAUUUUUCAAAUGUAAAAAGCUCCUCUGACAACUGUAACCUGCUGUGUGUGUUAUCUGCCACCACUGGUGAUGGAUCAAGACAGCCUGGAUUUGGCAGAAACAGUGACCAGUGCUAAAAGUUGAUCUAUUUCAUGAUUGUGGUUUUCUAUCUUCUGGGUUGUUUGGUGGUUUUUUUAAAGCACACUUUCAUGUUUUCCUAUCUUCCCAAAAUGUUCAAAUUUUUGCUCACAUAAUGUAAAUAAAGGAAAAUCAUCCAGCAAUCCCUCAAAUGUUCCUAAUUGCCUACACAUAAAAUGACUUGGGGAAGAUAAAUUGAAAAGCGGUCAGUGAGAAGGGAGACUGGGAAAAAGAAACAAACAGGGACUGUGGCAAGGUUUCGACUGUAUAGAUUUUAAAGUACUUUAAAGGCUUUUUUCAACGUAAUAUGCAGCAGCUUCUUAUAAUUUUCUCAGCAGUAGGUAGUUUACAGUCAUCUGUACCUAGAACAAAUCUUGUCAAAAAUGAAGGUCUGUAGUGAUUGCUGGGUAUAAUUUUAUACAUUUAGCUGAUUUUUCUGAAAGCUUCCACUGUGCUGCUGUUGUCAGACUAAAUUAUCAAUUUAGCCAUUUGUUGUUCAAUGAAUAAAAAACUCCUAUGGCAUUGGA
Molecule: messenger RNA, 5285 nt
Organism: Passer domesticus (house sparrow)
Lineage: Eukaryota; Metazoa; Chordata; Aves; Passeriformes; Passeridae
Gene: LMO3
Product: LIM domain only 3
Exons: 5
Coding region: 539-1015 (158 amino acids)
Biological process (GO): positive regulation of transcription by RNA polymerase II
Cellular component (GO): nucleus
Molecular function (GO): transcription coactivator activity; DNA-binding transcription factor binding
Source: RefSeq, a predicted model, not a curated record